GUGAAAAAAACUAAACAAAAAGGCGAAGCGGCGACAACAAGCGGCACUUUCUCCCCUUUCUUUUGUCUUGGCCUGCUUUUCACCAGGGAAAUAAUUUAAAAAAAAAAGCCAACAUGGACACAAUAGUAAUGUUUGUUGUCACUCUGACGGCGGCUUUUGUUCUAACUUCAGCCACCGGAAGUCAGCCGAGCUGGAGGAGAGUCAACAAAGUAAAGUUGCUGGGAUUCGACUGGGAGAAUUGCGGCAAGCCGGACGCCGUCGCCGUGAUGAGGACGCUCGACGUGUCGCCCGACCCCGUCAGCAUCCCGGGCGAGGUGACGGCCGCCGCCUCCGGGACGACGUCCGUGGAGCUCGGUGCUCCUCUCGCCGUCAACGUGACGUUGGAGAAGGAGGUUGCAGGGUUCUGGGUGAAGGUUCCGUGUUUGGAGGAAAUGGGAAGCUGUCACUAUUCUGACGCCUGCGAUGUCCUGAACCAGCUCAUCCCACCUGGACACGACUGUCCAGAACCUCUGCACACCUACGGACUGCCCUGCCGCUGCCCCUUCAAGCCUGGCUCGUACUCGCUGCCCCAGUCGGACUUCUUCCUGCCCUACAUGGAUCUUCCGUCCUGGCUCACCAACGGACACUACCGCCUGCAGGGAGUCCUCGGCAGUGCGGGCGAAGAGCUGGGCUGCCUCAAGGUGGCGCUCUCUGUCAGCUCGGACUGAGGGGCUGUGUGCGACGUAACCGAGACCACCGUGAUCAAAACCCUUUGAUGAAACGAUCAAUUUCCUGUCUUGCUCACUUUCAAAUGUGAACUUUUUAUUCCUCAGGCUUUUACUUUUGUGAACCAUUUCAAAGUUUUUCACAAUAAAAUUGACUUUGAUGAACA
Messenger RNA from Nerophis lumbriciformis (worm pipefish), 871 nucleotides. It is a transcript of the gene gm2a, whose product is annotated as ganglioside GM2 activator. Gene Ontology annotation, biological process: ganglioside catabolic process; lipid transport. Lineage: Eukaryota; Metazoa; Chordata; Actinopteri; Syngnathiformes; Syngnathidae. The record is from RefSeq and is a predicted model, not a curated record. Gene Ontology annotation, molecular function: lipid carrier activity; enzyme activator activity. Gene Ontology annotation, cellular component: cytoplasmic side of plasma membrane.